Messenger RNA from Andrographis paniculata, 790 nucleotides. Its product is annotated as reticulon-like protein B5. Bases 199 to 609 code for a protein of 136 amino acids. The transcript is spliced from 3 exons. NCBI's taxonomy places the organism in Eukaryota, Viridiplantae, Streptophyta, Magnoliopsida, Lamiales, Acanthaceae. The record is from RefSeq and is a predicted model, not a curated record.
UAUGGCUCCUCUUCGAGUGUAUAGACUAUCGCCUCGUCACUUUCAUCUGCCAUUUUCUCAUAUUAUCUUUGUCCACUUCGCUCCUAUGGCAGAAUCUCUCCUGCUUCGUCCACAAGCAAGUUUUCCAUCUCAGCAGUCGAUCAUCGAUCCUUUCUCAUACACCUCUGUCGAUUUCCAACUUGUGUAAUUUGGUGUUUUAUGUACAGGCCAGGCUUCAACUUCCCCGAGGUUAAACUCUCGGAAGAUCUCUGCAACAACUUCGCGCUCCGAUUAACCAAACAAUGCAACAAAGCGAUCCGUACCUUCCGAGAAAUCUCUCUAGGACGCGACGUGCAGAAAUUUCUCCAGAUGAUUCUCGCGUUGUGGAUCGUGUCGAUCUUAGCCAACUGGUUCGACUUCCUGACCAUAGCAUAUAUCCUGUCUGUGAUGAUGUUGACGAUGCCGUUGCUGUAUGAGAAACACGAAGAUCGCGUGGAUUCCUACGCGCUGAAGGCGAAAUCGAAACUCCAGAAACAAUACACCUCCUUCGACGAAAGAGUUCUGCAGAGGCUCCCCAAAGUUCCUUUCCUUAAAGACAACAACAAGGUGCACUACAAGGUGCGCUACUGAAUGAUAUAUAUAUAUAUAUAUAUAUAUAUUCGUAGUUUUAAUUACUUAAUUGUGUUGGAGGUCAGAUUAUGAUGAUACAAAAUCUAUUUUCAUUCUUUAGCUAGUCUUUGUAUUGUAUAAGCACACGACCAUAUUUAUCCCUCAUUUCUUCACUUCCAUUUGAUCUUAUACAACACCACCA